Messenger RNA from Purpureocillium takamizusanense, 1566 nucleotides. RefSeq lists its product as uncharacterized. Bases 1 to 1524 code for a protein of 507 amino acids. Gene Ontology annotation, molecular function: transmembrane transporter activity. The record is from RefSeq and is a predicted model, not a curated record. The transcript has a single exon. Gene Ontology annotation, biological process: transmembrane transport. Lineage: Eukaryota; Fungi; Ascomycota; Sordariomycetes; Hypocreales; Ophiocordycipitaceae.
AUGGCAAACCAUCGCACCUGGCGGUUGGUGUUCACCUUGCGGCCCAUCACCAAAGAGGCUCGCGAGUGUUCGUACGAGGGAUCGGGCUCUGCCGACUCCCCGUACCUGGUGCAAUGGGCCGCCGACGAUCCGCACGACCCGCGGCGGUUCUCCCACAGCUACAAAUGGGUGUUCGUCAUCAUCCUCUCGCUCGCGACUCUGUCCGUGGCCCUCGCAUCGUCAGCGUACACCGGCGGCGUCUCGCAGCUGAUAGACGAGUACCGCGUCUCGUCCACGACGGCCUACCUCGGCGUCUCUCUGUUCGUCGUCUGCUUCGCCUUUGGGCCUCUGCUGUGGGCGUCGGCGAGCGAAAUCUUUGGCCGGCAGCCGACCUUCUUCGUCUCCUUUGGCGCGUUUACCGUGGCCAACAUUGGCGCGGCGGGCUCGCGCAGCUUUGUGGGCCUUCUCGUCUGUCGCUUCCUGGCCGGUGCGUUUGGCUCCUCGUCGCUCGUGCACACCGGGGCGGUGCUCGCGGACCUGUUCGACGUGGAGGAUCGCGCCGCGCCCCUGGGCGUCUUCACCGCGUCGCUGUUCUUUGGCCCGACCCUGGGGCCCAUCACCGGGAGCUUCCUCGGGAUGGCCUACGGCUGGAGGGGCAUUGAGUGGUUCCUCGCCAUCAUGUCCGGCUCGCUGUGGCUCCUGGGCAGCCUCACCAUUCCGGAGACCUACUCCCCCGUGCUCCUUCGUAGACGGGCGCACGCCUUGUCGGUGCUCAACGGGAUGGUGUACCGGAGCAAGGCCGAGAAGCCGGACACGUCCUACGCCACCAUUGUCAAGACGGCCUGUGUGCGUCCAUGGCUUCUCCUCAUCGUGGAGCCCGUCGUCUUUCUCCUCUCGGCAUAUCUCGCCAUCGAAUACGGCAUCCUGUACCUGCUGUUCGCCGCGUUCCCCAUCGUGUAUCGCGACGAGCGCGGGUGGUCUCCCGGUGUCGCGACUCUGCCGUUCCUAGCCGUGCUGGUCGGGAUGCUGCUUGGCGUCGCGUACUGCACCGUGUACGACAGACGACGCGCCAGGAAACAACAACAACGGAGAGAUGGUGCCGAGCGGGCGUUCGUGCCGGAGCAGAGGCUGCAGCCCGCGACGGUGGGUGCCGUGGCCAUCCCGGUAGGCCUGUUCGUCUUCGCGUGGACCAACGCGCCCGAGAUUCACUUCAUGCCCAGCGCCAUCGGCGCCGCCUUUUUCGGCUUCGGGCUCGUCAACAUCUUCAUCAGCACCAGCAGCUACCUCAUCGACAGCUACUCCGUCUUUGCGGCGUCGAGCCUGGCGGCCGCGUCCGUGCUGCGAUCGAUCCUAGGGGCCGUGUUUCCUCUGUUCACGCCAGCCAUGUACGAAGCGCUGGGGAUACACUGGGCCUCGUCGAUCCCGGCCUUUUUCUCGCUGGCGUGCAUCCCAAUUCCCUUUCUCCUCGUGCGCUACGGGCCGUGGCUGCGGUCGCGGUGCAAGUACAUGGUCCUCGCGGCGGAGACGGCGGCGCAGUUGCGAUAGCAGCCGCGUCCAGGGGGGUGGUCGAGGUGGUUGUGAGUAGAC